Messenger RNA from Rotaria sordida, 498 nucleotides. NCBI's taxonomy places the organism in Eukaryota, Metazoa, Rotifera, Eurotatoria, Philodinida, Philodinidae. The record is from the annotation of a GenBank genome assembly.
AUGACAGAGGAAGAGAAACAAACUGAAGCUGUGAAGACUAUCCAUUCUGAAACCGACGAAAUUAAAUCUAAACGAUUGAACGCUGGUACUAUUGUUGAAACGCUACCAGGUCGUCUUGAAUUACGAACUAAUAAUCCAUGGGAGGAAUCAUGUGGUCACACACGUGCUGUUCGACGUGGACCCUUUGUCAUCAUAGCUGGUACAACAGCUAGUGAUAUCACAAAAGGAGUUCUUUAUCCUGAAAGUACAUAUCAUCAAGCAGUAAUCAUCUUUGAACGUAUUACUGAUGCAUUGUUAACCAUAGGAGCUCAACUUACAGAUAUUGUUCGUAUACGAAUGUUUAUUACUGAUAUAGCCGAUCAAGAUGAAGUUUGUCGAGCAUUCAAAGAAACUUUUUAUUCUUGCGGCAUUCGAGUAGCUGCAACACUUGUUCAAGUCAAUGCUCUUGUUCAUCCUGAUAUGCGUGUUGAGAUUGAAGCUGAUGCUAUUGUUAUGUAA